UGCCUGCAGCACACACACACCUGCUCGCCGAGCCUGGCGUAUUCAUGUGGCGCUUGCCAGGACCAAAUAAGGGGCAGUUCCAUCACGAUGCACCGCUAAAGACAGUGAGGAUGAAGCUCCGGUGGGGAUGGACAUGUCUGCUGCUGCUAUCCCUGGCCACUGCUGCCUGGACACAUGAGGAGGAUCAGGACAGCACAGGAGAUGCUCAGGUGGAAGACUCUGACGAUGCAGAUUCAGAGACUGAGGAUCCCACUGCUAACACCAAUGUCUCAUUCCAGCCCUUCAGACAGGUAACAUACAAGACUCCUGUCCCUACAAAAGAGGCAUAUUUCACAGAAACAUUUGAUGAAGGCUUGUUAGCUGGGUGGGUGCAGUCCAAAACCACAAAAGACGGUGCAGAUGAUGACAUUUCAAAAUAUGAUGGUCAGCAGUGGUUUGACACUUUUAUUUUAUGGAGACUAGUGGUUCAGUAUGAGGUGAAUUUCCAAGAUGGAAUUGACUGUGGUGGGGCUUACAUGAAACUUCUGUCUGCAAGUGAUGAUUUAGAUUUGGAAAGGUUUAAUGACCAAACUUUGUAUACGAUCAUGUUUGGCCCUGACAAGUGUGGUGAAGACUACAAAUUGCACUUUAUCUUCAAACACAAGAAUCCCAGGAAUGGAGACUAUGAAGAGAAGCAUGCAAAACGGCCUGAUGUGGAUCUGAAGAAAUUCUACACUGAUAAAAAACCCCAUCUGUAUACAUUGGUGUUGAGCCCGGACAACACCUUUGAAAUCUUCAUUGACCAAACAAGUGUGAGUAAGGGGAACCUCCUGACAGACAUGGCCCCUCCUAUAAACCCCCCUAAAGAGAUUGAUGACCCCAAUGAUGUCAAACCCGAGGAAUGGGAUGAGAGACCCAAGAUCCCUGACCCAGACGCUGUCAAGCCUGAUGACUGGGAUGAAGAUGCUCCAGCUAAGAUAGAAGAUCCUGAAGCAACAAAACCAGAAGGCUGGCUUGAUGAUGAGCCAGAGUACAUUUCAGACCCCACUGCUGAGAAGCCCGAGGACUGGGAUGAGGAGAUGGACGGGGAGUGGGAGGCUCCUCAGAUUCCCAACCCGGCGUGUGAAGCAAGCCCAGGCUGUGGGGUGUGGAAGCCUCCCAUGAUCAAUAACCCAAACUACAAAGGAAAGUGGAAGGCUUCCCUCAUCGAAAACCCCAGUUACCAGGGGAUUUGGAGUCCCAGAAAAAUCCCCAAUCCAGAUUAUUUUGAAGACCUCCAUCCUUUCAGAAUGACCCCUUUCAGUGCGGUUGGCUUAGAGCUGUGGUCCAUGACCUCGGAAAUCUACUUCGACAACUUCAUCAUCUGUUCGGACAAAGAAGUGGCAGAUCGCUGGGCCUCUGACGGCUGGGGAGUGAAAAAGUUGAUGGCCAGUGCCAAUGAGCCAGGAGUGUUCAGCCAGUUGAUGGCUGCUGCAGAGGAGCGUCCUUGGCUCUGGGUAGUGUACAUCCUGACGGUGGCCCUGCCAGUGGGACUAGUGGUGCUCUUCUCCUGGCCCAGGAAAUCUGAUGAAGCCGCCAGCUACAAGAAGACCGAUGAUAUUCAGCAUGAUGUGCUGGAGGAUGAAGAAGAGGAAAAGGAGGAGGAGCAGGAGAGAGAGGAGGAAGCUGACACAGAGACAAGGGCAGACACUGGUAAAGCAGAAGAGGAGGAGGAGGAGGAGGAGGAAAAGAGGAGUGAUCAUGAGAGUGGAGCUGCUGGAGACAGUCAGGAUGAAGAGGAAGAAGACAGCAACAAAUCUAACGAGACUGCAUCAGAUGAUGAGAUGAAGGAUGCCGAUGAGAGCAUAGGAGAUGGACCAAAGCAAACAGCACGCAAGAGACGAGUACGAAAGGAUUGAACUAAACCUUAAAGCAAUUAAGGAUUGUUCCUUUUCUUCUCUCCCCGCAGUGCAUGCACAACAGCAUGCAGGCUCCCCAGCUGCUGGCUGAUACGAUCCAUUAGAUCUUCUCCUGAACCACUUGUGUUCCCUAUUAAUUCUUCCCACCUCUGUCCUAACUUUGAGUCUUCACUUAAAGAUGUUGCUUUUUUAAGGUAUUGUUGCAAUGUUCAUAUUGAAAAAAUAUUAAGAUGAAAAAAGAAAACGUUUUAACAACAAAUACCCAUUAAGGUGUAUUUUGCAGCAACAUAAUAUUCAACAAUAUGUACAAUUAAAAUAGAGCAGUUUUAUACAGUGUACAUAGUAAAAAACAAAAGAGAUUAGAGCUAUAAAAGCAGUUGAGCUGAUUAAAUUGUACGUCUAGAUUGAAAAGUUUGCUAAAUGAGUUGCAAAGAAAAUAAUAGCAGUUCAGAAUUUAAGUUAACUAGUGUCUAGUUCUGUACUGAAAAUAAAAUGCACUGGAAGUAUCUUAAUAUAUUAUUUUUAUGUAACUUAUUUUUGUUUUUGCAAGACAAAUGAUUCCAUUUUACUGCAUUUAUGAAGUUUUAAGCAGUUAUCACUUUGAUUUUUGUGAACAAAGUUGAAAGCUUUGCAAAAGCACACUGUUCUUAAAAUCUCUCUUAAUUCUAGAGUUAGAAAAAUAUAUUCAGAAAGUUUCUGAACCUUCAAAUGGUGGACUGACUACAUUUUCCGAGUUUUAAUGUUCUUGCCAUACUAUAGCAGAUCCCUGUUGAAAGAUGUUUGCAAAAUUUACAUUGCUCUUGAAAAUAAAUAUUUAAUACAA
Lepisosteus oculatus (spotted gar) is the source of this 2700-nucleotide messenger RNA. The record is from RefSeq and is a predicted model, not a curated record. Lineage: Eukaryota; Metazoa; Chordata; Actinopteri; Semionotiformes; Lepisosteidae.